Symbiodinium sp. CCMP2456 is the source of this 750-nucleotide messenger RNA. Lineage: Eukaryota; Dinophyceae; Suessiales; Symbiodiniaceae. The record is from the annotation of a GenBank genome assembly.
GAUGUACUCAAUGCGCCAGCACUGGAGGUCCUGGGCCUCGGUUGGAACAGCUUCUCUGAAGAAGCCUUGCGGUCGCUGGGUGACAUGCUCGCCAGCCACAAGCGAUUACGCGAGCUUCACCUUCCAAAUUGCGACUGCCGUGCGCGGGUGGUCUCCCAGCCCUCCAUGCACAUCUUCCUUGAAGGUUUGGGGCGGAAUAGCAGCCUCACCAUGCUGGACCUCUCCAUGAACCGGCUGACGUCGACAAGCGCACUGGUCCUGGAGGACUCCUUGGCCAAGCACACCAAGUUGCAGGAGCUGUUCGUGGGACAGAACCCCUUUGGCGUGCAUGGCUUGAGGUGCCUCUUUCGCCUGCUGGGACAACCGACCUGUGGCCUUAAAAUGCUCGAUGCCGUCGGAUGCCAAGGUACCAGCGACGAGAGCCGGUUUGCGGAGGGCCACUGCGGCUACCGGGCGAGCGAGCCCUCCGGGCACUACAAGCUGGAUCUGACUCUGUGCCAUGGCAGAUCUCUGCUUCGCCUGCUCUACAAGACCUGCGAAGCUGUGAAUCUUGACUUCAACCAGGCGUUCCAGCAGCUGGUUGUGGUGCCGUCGACGACAGCCGCAAGAGCACCGGCCAAGUUCCAGCAUCCGGCAGGAAAAGAUGCAAGUGGUGUCUAUCCAGUGCCCGCAGAUAGCAUCAUCUCCUUCUUCUUCUGCCUGGAUGAGGCGAUCACAGCUGAACUGACAUGGUCGGGUGUCCUGCCCUGA